GGAAAUUGAGAGCCUCUGAAUACUAGUUACUGGGAAUUACAAAAGGAGGAAAUGCUGCGGUGGUUAGGCCCUGCUUCAAUCCUGUCCAGGAUGAAGGACUAGAUGGGUUAACAGACUAACUGAAAACAAGACUAAAAUGAGUCAUGACUAAGGUAUUAAUUUAGCCCUUUUUUCCUCCAGGAACAGGGCCACCUGAUAAAAAAGCAUUUAGUUGCAUGUUUGUUGAGAAUAUGUAGCUAUUUGUCUUACAUGCAAAGAGAAAGCAGCUGUAAAUAGUAGGCUGAAGUAGUGAUCAUCAAGUUUCGUGAAGGGUCUACUGGGCCUAUUGACUGAUACACACUAUAAAAUUCUGCAGAUGCUGAAGAUUCUGUUUAUAAACUGAAUGCUGCAGAAAUAAUUUGAUAUUGCAGUGGUGUCUUUAUUCCUCACUUGUUAACGUGAACCUGACUAGGUUGCAUCCCAGACAUAGAAACACAAAUAGAAAGUUGCAAGGAUCAACCACUCCCUUGCAAGGAUUAUAAGUUCCUAUGUAAAAUGCUUGUCAGACAUAAAAUAAAACUACUCUUGAACAUGGUGCCUGGAAAGCAACGCUUUGGAAUAUAUAGGUUUCUCCCUUUCUUUUUUAUCCUUGGAGGUGGUAUGGAAUGGUUUAUGAUCAGAGUCCGAAUUGGAAAAGAGACUUUUUAUGACGUUUACCGUAGAAAAAGGUCUGAGAGACAGCAUGAGCAGAAUUUGGAAGGAAGAUGACUUUGACCCUGAAUAAUUUAGAUGAAAUCUGAACUUCUAAAUCCUACUUGCCAUUCACAUUUAAAUUAAGAAAAUUACAAGUGUUCAGACUGAACAAUGACUGUUUCGAGUCCCAUGAAGUUUUUGCUACUCAGUUUGCUGGAAGAAGAUGCUGUAGCUGUCUUAUUGUAAUCACAGCUACCCAGGAACUGAACAGUAAAGAUCGGUUACAAUACUUAUAUUCUAUUUCAGAAGCUGUAAUUAAUUGUACAUUUAAAACAUUUCAUCAUUGGUUUAUUGAUUAAUCAUCUGUUUUUAUAAACCCUUCCACGAAACACAGCUUGUAGUACUGCUUCUCUUUUAAAUUUAGGGAACAUGUUUGGCAUGACACUGGCUGGUUCAGAUGUAGCAAGCAAUCGUGAGCCUUGUCCAUGCAUGCUUCUCUCAUUUUCCUCUGGCAUGGCCGCAGAGAAUUCUGGAAGCUUUGCUCUGGAAAACUUUAGCACAUUUCCCUCUUUUCAGCCUGUUCCAGUUGCUCUAAGCAGCUGCUGAAUCAAGGGAAGCAGUGAGUGGUUCAUCUAUUAUUAGCCUUUGCAGGGUUGGCUAAUGUUUCUUGAGCCAAUGACCACAUUGAUCCAGGGUCAGUCUUCAGUGGGCUGCAUGUCAUGGCCAAGUAUAGAAGUGGCUUUAUUAUUAUUAUUAUUAUUUCUGUGUCAGUGUCCAUGCCCCCCCCCGGUGUCUCUUGGAACUGGGCGCAGCCUGCACAUUUGCCACACCUGCUUUAAGGGGUUGAAAUUGUACUGUAUAGUCUUUGAUAUUUAGUACAAAUUACUUUGGGGGGUAAUUAACCUAAGUUAACCACAAUAUGCCCCAAGAAAUAGACAUCAAGCCUGUAUAAACUUAUGCACUACUCACAUCAAAGUCCUAAUGCAUGAACACACAGGUGCAUAUCAUUCAGCUUCAGAGGAGUUACACUGCUCAAAAUGGGGAGAACACUGGAAAAUGUUCCUGUUGCUUAUAUAGCUCUAUGAUACCAGAUGUGCUCUAUACUGUAAUUUGUAAAAAAUAAAUAAAAAUGUUUUGAGAUGUAGAGUGCACUUUGCUGGUAUUGAUUAUGGUGCAAGUAGAUCUAAUGAAAUUAAGGACAUUUAACAUUCCUUCUAUAGGUCACAUACUAUAUAAGCCUUACAUGUACGUAGGAAUUAAACGUUAAGUCAAGUCAGUGAUUUUCCAGACAGGCAAAAUGUGUGACCACUAUCAUACACCUGAGAUUCAGUGGAUUUGUGUAUUGAUUUGAUGAAUGACAGAGCUCUGUAUUAGGACAGUUCAGAUUGUUUCAUAUUAGCCUAGUAUUGCUUUUUGGGGGAACUGUGACAGUAUGUAUAGCUUGCUUAUCCCCGUGGUUUCUUUAAAGGACACAUCUAGAUUUCCAGGAAAACUAAGAAUAAGACAUCAAACCUGGCUAAUCCAAACUGCAAGCUAUUUUUAUUCAAAUUAAAAAGCCUCAGACAAACUGAUAGUACAUGCACAUUGACUAGUUAUCACUUUACUCAAUGGAGUAUACAACCAGGAGUAAAAAAAUGAGGCAUGGAUUAACCAGGUCCAAAAAGCAUAUAUGCUGAAAAGUAUAUUAUAAAACAUCAACUUGAAUUAUUACAUAAACACAUUUGCUCUAAGGGAAGAGUGGGGAAUAUGAAAUAGGAGAUGGAACUGCUGAUCACUUCCAAACUGGUUCACUGAAACAUGUUUUUUCCACUCAAGCCAACCAUUUCCCAUACUCUUAUCUGAAUAUUCAAUGUCCUUUUAUUCUAAUACAGUGCA
Molecule: messenger RNA, 2547 nt
Organism: Zootoca vivipara (common lizard)
Lineage: Eukaryota; Metazoa; Chordata; Lepidosauria; Squamata; Lacertidae
Source: RefSeq, a predicted model, not a curated record